Molecule: messenger RNA, 876 nt
Organism: Recurvomyces mirabilis
Lineage: Eukaryota; Fungi; Ascomycota; Dothideomycetes; Mycosphaerellales; Teratosphaeriaceae
Exons: 2
Coding region: 1-876 (291 amino acids)
Source: RefSeq, a predicted model, not a curated record
AUGCUGGAAGUGCCUCCGACCAUGGGUGGCUGCGAUCGGACAAGUAUCUUGCCGCUUGAGAAAGCUGCGGAGGUGAUGCAAAGUUUUGCGGAGAAGGCUUGGGAGAAGAGGUUGUUGAGGCGGAGCACAGUCAAAUCUGAACACUCUUCCCAAGGCUCGUUCCUUCCAACAAUCCAACCAGCACUUGUCGAACUUGCCGCCAGCUCACGUCUACCACAUCCUUUGCACGAGACCAUGGAACGCUCCCUCCUCGACAAACUUCCUCUAGAGCUUCGCAACACAGUUUUCGGGUUUGCAAUGUUCUCAGAAGACGGACUACCUCUCCUUUCGCCCGAGCCAGCACUCACACAAACAUGUCGUCAAAUCCGGAUCGACACUUUGCAGCUCUAUUACACAAUAAACACCUUCUUCAUCCUCAUGCCAAACGUGAAGAGCAAAGCUGGUGGACCGAUGGGUAUGCUCAACGGCUGGACGUCGGACGACGAGCUUGUGCCUGCUGCAGAAUCGCUAAUGCAGUCUAUACCCGAGCAUCGGUUUCGCAAGCUGAACAAUCGCGAGCUGCGAGCUGACCUAGAAAUCGUCUUCGUCGGCACGCAUUGGCUGCCCACGAUUGCGGAGAUCCCGGUCGUAGAGUGGCUUGAGAUUCGUCGACCACUUGCAAAGGCGGGUUUCGAUCUCCGGAGAUCCAUGAUUAGGCUUUGGAGACCUAAAAGGCGCAACUUCUUCUCUGUGGUCGUGGCACCAAAGUGGCUGGGUGGAGAUGGCGAUGUAGACAAUCUGAUGGCAACGGGUGAGAUUGUGGAGAUGGCUAGGCGAGCGGUGGAGAUGACGUGGGCUGUUCUGGUGUCAAAGCAAGAGUCGAAUAAGGAUGUGUGA